Molecule: messenger RNA, 4472 nt
Organism: Bombina bombina (fire-bellied toad)
Lineage: Eukaryota; Metazoa; Chordata; Amphibia; Anura; Bombinatoridae
Gene: SPN
Product: sialophorin
Exons: 2
Coding region: 1225-2469 (414 amino acids)
Source: RefSeq, a predicted model, not a curated record
GGACUGGUAAAAGAGCUGGUUACUUUGUAAUGUAGUAUAGGGUAGGGACUUUUAUUAUUUUUUUUUAUUAUUAUUUUAUUAGGGGGCUUAGAUUAGGUGUAAUUAGUUUAAAAUUCUUGUAAUCCCGCAGCAACUAUAAUAAUUAUAUUAACCCCUAAACCCUCUGAGAGAUAACAUGAGGACAAACCCUAAACCCUCUGAGACAUAACAUGAGGACAAACCCUAAACCCUAUGAGACAUAACAUGAGGACAAACCCUAAACCCUCUGAGAGAUAACAUGAGGACAAACCCUAAACCCUCUGAGACAUAACAUGAGGACAAACCCUAAACCCUAUGAGACAUAAGAUGAGGACAGUCCAACAGACCCUAAACCGUAUGAGACAUAAGAUGACGACAGUCCGACAGACCCUAAACCCUCUGAGAGAUACCCUAAACCCUCUGAGAGAUAACAUGAGGACAAACCCUAAACCCUCUGAGACAUAAGAUGAGGACGAACCCUAAACCCUCUGAGACAUAAGAUGAGGACAGUCCAACAGACCCUAAACCCUAUGAGACAUAAGAUGAGGACAGUCCAACAGACCCUAAACCGUAUGAGACAUAAGAUGAGGACAGUCCGACAGACCCUAAACCCUCUGAGAGAUACCCUAAACCCUAUGAGACAUAAGAUGAGGACAAACCCUAAACCCUCUGAGACAUAAGAUGAGGACGAACCCUAAACCCUCUGAGACAUAAGAUGAGGACAGUCCGACAGACCCUAAACCCUCUGAGACAUAAAAUGAGGACAAACCCUCAGAAUUAAAUUGAAAAGUCUCUUAAAAAUGCCAGAACUAUGAAAGUUUAACUUUGAUUUUCCUGUCAUUUAAUUGCAGUGUAAAAUAUGAAUUAUAUUCAUCAUACCUUAAAAUCUAUUUCUCUGUGUAAAGGUUACUAUAUUAUAUAUGUUUGUCUUUACUUUCUCAUAUUAUUUCGUUUUUUGCUAAAGACAACUUCCCCCACGCACACAAUAACACCAACUAUGAUCUAACGGGAACUGAUGUGCCACAUUGUGACAUUUUGUGGUCUGUAUGUAAGUUCCUAGGGCGGGCCCCUGAAGUGGCUUCACACAGCGCUCUGCAGAGAGGCAAUAAACACAUAUGCUGUUCAGUGUAAGAAACUACAACUUUAGCAGAGUGAGAACAGAAGAAAGACCAAACAGGAAGUGUGUUUGAAAAACAGUCAAAAUUUAUGAUGAAAGGGUACUGGAUUCUCGGGCUCUUCCUUCUUCUGAAGUUUGAAGGAUCGAUGCCAGAGACGACAGCAGUUAAUGAGACUACCAUGGAAGAAUCAGGUUUAUUAAAUAUUUCAACCUCUAUGCCCCCAGACCAUGAGGUCCCUAUCACAUCCAAGAUCUCCAAACACUCAAUAGCUGGAAAGGUCUCUGAAACCAGCUCUCCUCUACGCACCCAGUUUGCAAACCAGAAUCUUGUCCACAAAGCCCAGGAGCUUGCCAUCACAACAGAGGAACCUGCCAGCACAAGCCAGGAACCUACCAGCACAAGCCAGGAACCUACCAACACAAGCAUGGUUGAUAAAUCAAGUCCAUCUCCUGUCAAAGAAGAGCUGCAAAACUCUUCCUCAUCAUCCAUUUCCAGUAUUCUAGAAACCACACAAAUGACGACAUCCAUGAGUUCUAACCUCAAUAAGAUAAAUUUUACCACUCAAUCCAUCAUAAUUUCAACUACUCAAUCUGGUCAAAACACAAUUGUUGUUAAUGGGACAGAGGAAAAUGAUUUUACCACAUCUGCUACUACAUCUGAUAAUGACAGCCAGAUGUCUAAAAGACCAUUAGGACAAACCACUUCCAAUAAUACUGAGACAAAAUAUGUGGAUGAUGACCCUGAGGAGACAACAACUGUCUCUAAUGAGAAUACAGGCUCUGGUAACACAAAUCCCAACAAUGAGCCUCCAGUUAGAAAACCUGGUUCUUUGUGGGUGCUAGUUCUGGUUCUUUUCAUUAUCCUAUGUAUGAUAUUAUUUAUUAUGAUUGUGUUGUUGGUGAGGAGGAAAAAAAGAAGUGGAUCUCAGACCUUCAAUAAGCGAAGCCGUAAGGGGGACAAAAAAGAUGUUUGGGCUGGUCAGGUGCCAGAACUCGUAGAGGGUAAACAGGCGGGUGAGGCCAAGGGGGCUGAGAAUGGAGUCACAGUACCUGUGUCUGAGGCCGGAAAGGAAGAAAAGCUGACCACAUUUGUGAGUGGUGAGAAGAAAUCUGAUUCAGUGAUAGAGAUGGAUGAACUUGCAAAAGAGAAGAUUCCAGAAGUGACGCAGGAGAAGGAUGUGAAAGAAGAAGACAUGGUUGCGAAAGGGGAGCAGACACCAUUGUUAGAACAGCCAGAGGUGACCCCAAAUGGUGAAGUAGAUGGAAAAGAUGAGCAGUUUCCCCUACCCCCCAUGGAACAAGAGUUGAUUGGAAAUACAGAUAAGACUAUAUAGAAUAAAGCAAGAGCUGGCUGAGUAGAUGCCAACACAGUUAUAUAGAGUCGCUGCCUCACCUAAAAAUGAAAGUGCUAUUUAAUAUAAGUGUAGUUAAAUAACUCUCCUUUUUCAUCCAAAAACUAUUUUUUUAAUGCAUUCACAUUUUUAACUAUACAAAAACUAUGAUAAAUGGUUAUCAAACGCCAGAACGUUUGUCUUUAUGACAUCAGUCCAACAUUGCUUAGAUUCCAAAGCUUCUCAUUUCUUGUUUGAUGUAAACCGAUGGCUUCUGUGUUCCUCCAUCAGAGACUGGAUCUGCUCUUGCUGUGACAAUAAGAGGACAGGAAUUCUUGGAAAGGAAAAAUUGGAAGAAUGACUUUGCGUUGUAUCUGUAAAACUACAGGUGGAUAAAACAUCGACAGAAUUGAUGGUUAUUUUUGGAAUUCAGCUAUCAGUGGAAUGUAAAUAACGGCUAUGACAACUAUCUACAAAUGUAAAUAAUGUACCCAGUAACAGAAUCUCCAGCGGUCUCAUAAAGUAACAACUCAGCCUUAUACAUACAGGGGUCAGUUAUGAGACUGAAGCUAAAUUUAAAGGAACAUGAAACCCCAAUUUUUUCUUUCAUGAUUCAGAUGGAGAAUACAAAUUUAAACAACUUUGCAAUUUACUUCUAUUAUCUAAUUUGCUUCAUUCUCUUGGUAUCCGGAAGAAAAAGCAGCAAUGCGCUACUGGGAGCUAGCUGAAAUCCAAUGACAAGAGGCAUAAAGGUGCAGCCACCAAUCAGCUGCUCCUGAGUCUCCAGCUUUAUUGGCAGAGAAAAUUAGAUUUUUUUGUUUGUUCUGCCACCAAUCAGCAAGCACUACCCAGGGUUCUGAACCAAACAUGGGCUGGCUCCUAAGCUUACAUUCCUGCUUUUUCAAAUAAAGAUACAGAGAGAACAAAGAAAAAAUGGUAUUAGUAGUAAAUUAGAAAGUUGCUUAAAAUUGUAUGCUCUGGGGGCCUAUCUAUCAAGCUCUGUAUGGAGCUUGAGGGCCCGUGUUUCUGGCGAGUCUUCAGGCACGCCAGAAACACCAGUUAUGAAGCAGUGGUCUAAAGACCGCUGCUCCAUAACCUGUCCGCCUGCUCUGAGGAGGCGGACAGACAUCGCUGCAAUUCAACCCGAUCUAAUAUGAUCGGUUGAUUGACACCCCCCUGCUAGCAGCCGAUUGGCCGCGAAUCUGAAGGGGGCGGCGUUGCACCAGCAAUUCACAAGAGCUGCUGGUGCAAUGCUGAAUGCAGAGAGCGUAUUGCUCUCCGCAUUCAGCGAGGUCUGUCGGACCUGAUCCGCACUAUUGUAUCAUCUCCAACAGGCCUUUCAUAAAUAGGCCCCUCUAUCUGAAUCAUGAAAGAAAUAAAAUUGGUUCCAUAUCCCUUUAACAUACUGUUACUGUUGAACCCCUGCAACUGCUUUGAACACAAGCAAAGUUUUGCUUAGGAGCCACAAGCAUUGCAGUUCCCAAAUAGGAAACUGUUGGUCAAUCAAUCUGGAUCAGACAUCAUAUGUACUCACCAGUAAUUGGCAGUUUCCAGCUCAGAAGCUGCAAGCUGCACUUUAACUAUGUGUUUAACACCUUUAAGAGGACUUAAUACAGUUACCUAGGGACGGUAAUAAUGCUAAAAUGUCAUGCCCUAGGCAAUAAGAGCAUGCAACUUUCACAUUAGACUGUCCCUUUAACAGAAUUGUCAGUGAGUGCGUGUGCAUGUCAUAGAACUUACUGAAGGUUUCCUGUGUGAUGACACUUUACCAUGAGUCUCUGUGAGCACAGCAAGUUCCCAGCCAACACAACCUUUUUUUUCAACUUUGUAAAAUCUUAAUGUGAAGAAGAAGAAAACAGUCUUCAGGAAGGAAGCAUUUGCUCAGUAAAUGAGACGUUUUAAUGAAAAAAUAAAGAACUUAUUUGUUACCACGUGUAAUGUUUUUCAGUAGAGUCUGGCGUAAUCUUUUUCAUGCAAUAAAAUAUUUUUAAUAUUUUAAAAAUAAA